Mesocricetus auratus (golden hamster) is the source of this 1188-nucleotide messenger RNA. It is a transcript of the gene Psmb9, whose product is annotated as proteasome 20S subunit beta 9. The transcript is spliced from 6 exons. NCBI's taxonomy places the organism in Eukaryota, Metazoa, Chordata, Mammalia, Rodentia, Cricetidae. Gene Ontology annotation, molecular function: threonine-type endopeptidase activity. The record is from RefSeq and is a predicted model, not a curated record. Gene Ontology annotation, cellular component: proteasome core complex. The coding region runs from base 81 to 740 and encodes 219 amino acids.
AUGGGGCGGGGCAUCGGGCUGCAAGCUGAGAGCGCCGCGCGCGGCCGCCGAUUGGAAAGCCGAGCUCAGGCUCUGUUAGGAUGCUGCGGGCAGGAGCACCUACCGCCGGCUUGUUCCGGACGGGAGAAGUCCACACCGGGACAACCAUCAUGGCGGUGGAGUUUGAUGGGGGUGUCGUGGUGGGCUCUGAUUCCCGGGUGUCCGCAGGAGAAGCGGUGGUGAACCGAGUGUUUGACAAGCUUUCUCCUCUGCACCAGAGGAUCUACUGCGCCCUCUCCGGUUCCGCUGCCGAUGCCCAAGCCGUAGCCGACAUGGCCGCCUACCAGCUGGAGCUGCACGGGUUGGAACUGGAAGAGCCGCCCCUUGUUCUGGCCGCUGCAAAUGUGAUAAGGAAUAUCACCUACAAGUACCGAGAGGACUUGUCAGCGCACCUCAUGGUGGCUGGUUGGGACCAACGUGAGGGGGGCCAGGUGUACGGAACCAUGGGAGGAAUGCUGAUCCGACAGCCCUUUGCCAUCGGUGGUUCUGGCAGCACCUACAUUUACGGUUAUGUGGACUCAGCAUAUAAAGCAGGCAUGACCCCUGAGGAGUGCAGGCGCUUCACCACAAAUGCCAUCGCUCUGGCCAUGAACCGCGAUGGCUCUAGCGGGGGUGUCAUCUACCUGGUCACCAUCACAGCCGCUGGCGUGGACCAUCGAGUAAUCCUGGGAGAUGAGCUGCCGAAGUUCUAUGACGAGUGACUUGUCCCCGGACUCCCCGUCACAGAACCGGUGCUGUGUCUGGAAUGGACGUCAGAAAGAAGCAGUGUAGGGGAGGGGAACUUCUUUCCAAGCCAGAUAUCAGCGUACACGUUUCAUCCUUUUUUUAAAAUAAAUUUUAUUAUUAAAAAAACACUUGCAAAUAAAAAUAAAUUGCAAAUAAAUGAAAGCACCCAACACCGAAAUUAAACAGACCCAAAGCCUUCGCAACUUGAUGAACUUCAAUACAGUUGGAGUUGAGAAUUGAAAUGGAAGCUGUGAUGCUUCUGUUAAAUUUCAUACCUUAUCAUCCUAUCAUCCUCUAUCCGCAAGCUAAAACAUCUUCCCCAGAGAAAGGGGGUGUCAGACACCAGGAGAAAAGGCCUCAUAUAUGAGAGGUUACUAUGUACCAAAUGUUUUUUUUUAAUUUUUAAAGAUUUAUUUACUUUUA